AGGCUACUGAGGAGAAAGGGAGAAUACAAUUGAGGGGGAACUGUGUGAAUGAUCUCGGGAGCAAAGGGGACACGUUUUGCUGUUGGACCUAAGAGCCUAGGGGGCGUGUGUUUUGUGUCGGACUUAUACAGGCUCGUGUUUCUCCUGCUGCUUCGCCGUGUUUACUGCCUGGAGAGUGGCUAGGAGCCGCUGAGGAGUAUGAGCGCGGCUCUGGGCAAAAUCCACAACCCUCCAGAAUGCCAGCCGUGUCCUCCUUCAGGAUACUCCAUUCUAUCUUGCAUCUACUCCAGUUUUCAGUUUUUGUUUUUUCAACGGACAUUCAAUAUUUGGUAAUCUACCUUGGAAAGGAACCCCUUUUAAAACAGACACCAGCUUUUAUCAGUCUUGCUUUAAGGACAUCCAGAAGGAAUCCCAUCUGUUCUGCAGGUAACACGCUGCUGGACAGGCACUACCGGUCCCGACCUACCCAUGGCAUUGGCCGAUUCAGACAUCUACUUCCCCCAGUGGAUCCCAAGACAAAGAAAGGCCGAGUUCAGAUGAAGGAGAUUGACUCUGGGACGGAACACGAGUACGGAGACUUGAACAUAGUAAUGACUGGCUACGACAUGACCCUGGUUGAGCAUUACGCCCAGUACGUCCACAAGCUCUGCAACAGGCUGUCCAUCAAAGUGGAGGAAAGCUAUGCCAUGCCCACUAAGACCAUGGAGGUGAUGCGGCCACAGGAGCAAGGGUCCAAGAUGCACCUGGAUGCUGUUCUUACAACCCACCAACGUGUUGUUCAGAUCAGAGGUUUGAGUGCCACAUUCGCUCCUAUUUUCUUGGAAGUCAUUCAGAGUAAUCAGCCUGAGGGAGUCCAUCUGUUAGUGAAAGAGCAUACGGAGGACGACUUCAAAGUUCGGCUGAAGGCGCGUCCAGAACUGGAACAGCUGCUGGCCCAAAUGAGCUGAGCCAAGCAUGUGGCUUGUUGCAAAUACCCGUUUUCCAUCAGUGUUUGGACCGGUCUAGUUGACUUCCUUACAACCUUCCAGUUCCACCUGUGGAAAAGAACCUCUGUGUUUGCUGCAGAAGCCAACUCUGCCACGAUGGGCCUUAUUUUCAUAAUAAAUGGUGGAAUCUUUAA
Molecule: messenger RNA, 1120 nt
Organism: Rhineura floridana
Lineage: Eukaryota; Metazoa; Chordata; Lepidosauria; Squamata; Rhineuridae
Gene: MRPL48
Product: mitochondrial ribosomal protein L48
Exons: 9
Coding region: 237-947 (236 amino acids)
Cellular component (GO): mitochondrial ribosome
Source: RefSeq, a predicted model, not a curated record